This is a messenger RNA of Pipistrellus kuhlii (Kuhl's pipistrelle), 908 nucleotides long. RefSeq names its product ferritin heavy chain 1 (gene FTH1). Bases 204 to 755 code for a protein of 183 amino acids. NCBI's taxonomy places the organism in Eukaryota, Metazoa, Chordata, Mammalia, Chiroptera, Vespertilionidae. Gene Ontology annotation, cellular component: cytoplasm. The transcript has 4 exons. Gene Ontology annotation, biological process: intracellular iron ion homeostasis; iron ion transport. Gene Ontology annotation, molecular function: ferrous iron binding; ferric iron binding. The record is from RefSeq and is a predicted model, not a curated record.
CCACAGUCUCCGCGGAGAGCGGCCAGGUUUCCUGCUUCAACAGUGCUUGGACGGAACCGGCGCUCCCCGCAGCCUCCGCCGCCGCCUCCUCGCAGCGCCCUCCUCCUCCUCGCAGCGCCUCAGACCCCCGGACCCGGACCCGGACGACCCCAGGCCCCCGCCGCCGCUCCAGCGCCGCGCCCCGCCGCUCCGCCGCCGCCGCCAUGACGUCCGCCGUGCCCGCCUCGCAGGUGCGCCAGAACUACCACCAGGACUCGGAGGCCGCCAUCAACCGCCAGAUCAACCUGGAGCUGUACGCCUCCUACGUCUACCUGUCCAUGUCUUACUACUUUGACCGCGAUGAUGUGGCUCUGAAGAACUUUGCCAAAUAUUUCCUUCACCAAUCUCACGAGGAGAGGGAACAUGCCGAGAAGCUGAUGAAGCUGCAGAACCAGCGCGGCGGCCGAAUCUUCCUUCAGGAUAUCAAGAAACCAGACCGUGACGACUGGGAGAACGGGCUGAAUGCAAUGGAGUGUGCCCUGCACUUGGAGAAAAGUGUGAAUCAGUCACUACUGGACCUGCACAAGCUGGCCACUGACAAAAAUGACCCCCACUUGUGUGACUUCCUGGAGACGCACUACCUGACGGAGCAGGUGAAAUCCAUCAAAGAACUGGGUGACCACGUAACCAACUUGCGCAGGAUGGGGGCCCCCGAAGCUGGCAUGGCCGAGUAUCUCUUUGACAAGCACACCCUGGGCAGCUGUGACGAGAGCUAAGCCUUGGCUGCUUCCGGUAGCCUUGGGGGUGACUUCCUGGUCACCAAGCAGUAUGCAUGUUGGAGUUCCCUUUCCCUUUUCUAUAACUUGUACCAAAUCAGCCCUCAUGCCUCUCAUUUGUACCUUCCUUCAAAUAAAGGAAUUUGGUACCCA